ACGCCGUGUUGCUGCAGCAUCUGUCGCUGCCACACGAAACACACCACCAUUGCUAUUGUUGCCGCCCGUCUCUUCCAUACGAAACAACCAAAACCAAAUGCUCUGAGCUGAGCAUCUCCAGUACCAGAUCCCCAAGAGCGCGGCAACAAACAAACAAUUUCAGCCGCAAAUUAGAGGAGGGCGGCCAUGGGAGAAUCGGCGGCGGAGGAUGUCCCGAAGAGGAGGGGCGUGGUGGUGGCGCCGGCGCCGCGGCCGCGCAAGGGGGUGGCGUCGUGGGCGGUGGACCUGCUGGAGCGCGUCGCCGUCCGCCUCGCCCACGACAAGACCAGGCCGCUCUACUGGCUCUCCGGCAACUUCGCCCCCGUCACAGACGAGACGCCGCCGGCGCACGACCUCCCCGUCCGGGGACACCUCCCGGAGUGCUUGAAUGGCGAGUUUGUCAGGGUGGGGUCUAAUCCCAAGUUUGUCCCUGUUGCAGGGUAUCAUUGGUUUGAUGGAGAUGGAAUGAUCCAUGCAAUGCGUAUCAAAGAUGGGAAAGCUACAUAUAUAUCAAGAUACGUGAAGACUUCACGCCUCAAGCAAGAAGAGUAUUUUGGGGGAGCAAAGUUUAUGAAGAUUGGAGAUCUGAAAGGCUUUUUUGGAUUGUUCAUGGUCCUAAUGCAAGAACUUAGGAAAAAGCUUAAUGUCUUGGAUGCUACUUAUGGAACCGGGACAGCUAAUACUGCACUUGUAUACCAUCAUGGCAAACUCAUGGCCCUCUCGGAAGCAGAUAAACCUUACGUUGUUAAGGUCCUUGAAGAUGGUGACCUGCAAACUCUUGGGUUGUUGGAUUAUGACAAAAGGUUGAAACAUCCUUUCACAGCUCAUCCAAAGGUCGAUCCAUUUACAGAUGAAAUGUUCACCUUUGGGUACUCACACGAACCUCCUUAUUGUACAUACCGCGUCAUCACCAAGGAUGGAGUUAUGCUUGAUCCUGUGCCAAUUACAAUACCGGAAUCUGUAAUGAUGCAUGAUUUUGCCAUCACAGAGAACUAUUCCAUAUUCAUGGACCUGCCUUUAUUGUUUCGACCAAAGGAAAUGGUGAAGAAUGGUGAAUUCAUCUACAAGUUUGAUCCUACAAAGAAAGCUCGCUUCGGUAUACUCCAGCGGUAUGAAAAGGAUGAGAAAAACAUCAGAUGGUUUGAACUCCCCAAUUGCUUCAUUUUCCACAAUGCUAAUGCUUGGGAAGAGGGUGAAGAAGUUAUUCUAAUUACCUGCCGCAUCAAUAAUCCAGAUUUGGACAAGGCGAACGGUCACCAGAGCAUCAAGCUUGAGAACUCCGGGAAUGAGCUGUACGAAAUGCGAUUCAACAUGAAAACUGGUGCUGCUUCACAGAAGCAACUAUCCGUUUCUGCGGUAGACUUUCCUCGAAUUAACGAGAGUUAUACUGGCAGAAAGCAGCGGUACGUGUACUGCACCGUGCUCGACAGCAUAGCGAAGGUGACUGGCAUCAUAAAGUUUGACCUACACGCUGAAGCAGAGAGUGGCAAGAAGCAGCUUGAAGUUGGGGGGAACGUGAGAGGCAUAUAUGACCUGGGACCUGGCAGGUACGGUUCAGAGGCAGUUUUUGUGCCCAAGGAGCCAGGUGUCUCUGGAGAAGAAGAUGAUGGCUAUCUGAUAUUCUUCGUCCAUGACGAGAACACAGGGAAAUCUGAAGUCAAUGUGAUUGAUGCCAAGACAAUGUCAGCUGAUCCAGUAGCAGUUGUUGAGCUGCCGAACCGGGUUCCUUACGGAUUCCAUGCCUUCUUUGUUAACGAGGAACAACUGGGACGACAAGCAACGGAGUGAACCCAGAACGAACUGGAUCUGCAUGCAUAUAUAUUCUGCCUACACACGUUGGAAAAAAUAAUAAAUUGCAUGUUCUGUAUAGGAGGUAAAUUGGUAUACGCCCUCAAAUACGUGUACUACGUAGAAGGAGAUGUACAUACGUUCAAGUACAUAUAUACAGUACUCCAUCCGUCCAAUAAAAGAUGUCUUAAGUUUAUCAAAAUUUGGAUGUAUCUAAACAUGACUUAGUGUAUAGAUGCAUUUAAAUUUAGCCAAAGCUGAGACAUCUUUCGUUCGACGGAGGAGUAGUAUACAUUUUA
Brachypodium distachyon (stiff brome) is the source of this 2126-nucleotide messenger RNA. RefSeq names its product carotenoid 9,10(9',10')-cleavage dioxygenase. The record is from RefSeq and is a predicted model, not a curated record. Gene Ontology annotation, biological process: carotene catabolic process. Gene Ontology annotation, molecular function: carotenoid dioxygenase activity. The transcript is spliced from 14 exons. Bases 187 to 1827 code for a protein of 546 amino acids. NCBI's taxonomy places the organism in Eukaryota, Viridiplantae, Streptophyta, Magnoliopsida, Poales, Poaceae. Gene Ontology annotation, cellular component: chloroplast stroma.